Molecule: messenger RNA, 593 nt
Organism: Bursaphelenchus okinawaensis
Lineage: Eukaryota; Metazoa; Nematoda; Chromadorea; Rhabditida; Aphelenchoididae
Source: the annotation of a GenBank genome assembly
AUGUCAUCAACCACCGCCUCCACUUCCUCUGCUGGCACCUGGCCAGCUUCCACCAGCAGCGGCAGCACGUCGGCUGCUUCAUCGAGUGCACCAUCUGAGCUCUCGGAAGCCAGCUUCUUACCCAUUGGGUACUUUAGUGAAAAAGAAAAAAGGGAGCCAACCCGGCUCCAAUCAAGGUAAGUAUAUAAUAGUACAACCAUUACCUAACCUGCAUUUUCAUUAUAAAUAAGAAACAAACAAAGUCAUAUCCUGAUAACCUUCGUAUAAUACAAUGCUUUUACAACAAUAACAAAAUAAACAAACAAUAAUUACCAAAAAUAAACACUUCCAAAUUUCAGAACAAGGUAUGCCUCAAGAAGGCGCGUCAACAGGGCCGGUACGCCAAGGUCCACACGUAUUUGGACGGAAUCAAGCGGGGGCUGGAGAUUCUCAAAGUAAAGAAGUUAAGCUGCUGCACCAAGCAGCAGAAGGAGAAGAUCAACUUUGAAGUUGACCAAAUAUUGGCCAAAUGUGCCGUAAUAAAAGAAGGAGUUUUUGGCAAGAAGCUAACAGUACAAGCCAUGGAAGAAGCCGCUAGCACAACUGCUAGCUAG